AUGUCGUCCUCCUCGGCAAGCCGUAGCCCGGACAAGCGCAAGAAACCGUUGCCGUAUUUCAUGCAGAAACCCGACGAGGGUACUCUGCCAUCGUUCCAGAACCGGCGUACUCUGGCGGAUCAUGUGAAGGAUAACAUGCUGUGUGCUGGCCGGAAGCGUUACUUCCAGCGCAUCGUGUACAUUGGCCGGUACAAGAAAAUGAGCGGUGCUACGUUGCGAGAGCGAUUCGGGAAGGUGGUCAAAGAUGUGCAGGAGCGUACGACUACCGAGAUCAAGCUGUUCGGGUUGAUGCUCAGCUGCGAUGACUACACGAUGCACAUGAUUGAGAGCGCUGAAGAAACCAUAGGCGAGUACAUGCAUCAGCUGGCCAAAGUCGAGGAUCUGUCUGUGGAUACCCGCGUCGUGCUGGUGUACAACAACAUCAACCAGCGGUUCUUCCGCAAGCUGGUGUGGCGUGUUUUCGACUACAUGGACAGCCUGCCACAGACAGAGCUCGAUCAGCGUGACCCGAACUUGAUCCAGAGCACGAUCGAUGCGUUCCUCGUGAAGUUGUUUAAGUUGUGCAAGCAAGUGCGCGCAGAAGAGCUGGACGAAAAUUCCGCCUUCAAAUCGCUCUACCUGUACGACUACUGCAAAGAGUACACACCUGAUACAGCUUUGGUGGAGUAUCUGCUGACGUUGCCGUGUCUGUUCACCGUGCAAGAGUACGCGGCUUUCUACGGCCGGUUGCCGGACGUGGACGGGUUACGGGAUCGCAUUUGGCCCAUCCCGAAGGACCUCACACCGUACGAUGUGUUCGAAACGGGCCGGUACGACGUGAAUCUCACGUUCGGUGAUGGCAAGUGA
This is a messenger RNA of Anopheles nili, 846 nucleotides long. RefSeq lists its product as uncharacterized. NCBI's taxonomy places the organism in Eukaryota, Metazoa, Arthropoda, Insecta, Diptera, Culicidae. The record is from RefSeq and is a predicted model, not a curated record. The coding region runs from base 1 to 846 and encodes 281 amino acids. The transcript is spliced from 2 exons.